Messenger RNA from Verruconis gallopava, 1435 nucleotides. RefSeq lists its product as hypothetical. The record is from RefSeq and is a predicted model, not a curated record. Bases 230 to 1327 code for a protein of 365 amino acids. Gene Ontology annotation, cellular component: U2-type post-mRNA release spliceosomal complex. The transcript has 2 exons. Gene Ontology annotation, biological process: spliceosomal complex disassembly. NCBI's taxonomy places the organism in Eukaryota, Fungi, Ascomycota, Dothideomycetes, Venturiales, Sympoventuriaceae.
CUCGCCUGCAAGCCUCUCCGCCCAUAUUCUUUCCAACACAGCGUCGAUGCAAAGAGAUGAAGAGAUCAUUUUCGAAUAAGCGGAUAGCGCGUAAAAUUGGCCAUGAUAGUGACGAGGAAGAAAGUUCUUCGAAUGGCUUGCAACCUCAAGACGGCUGAUCAAGGAUGCAGAGUCUGUGGUCAAGCGCCCGUUACUGCCGUCUAGGACAAAGAAGGCAUCGAAGCUGCGAAUGUCAUUUGGACCCGGUCAUAGCGACACGGAGGAAGCUGGCGAGGGAAGCACAGUCAUCACACCGAAGAAGCCUUUCGGACGACAAAGCAUUCAGCGGAACGCGGAACGCAAGUCGCUGAGACCUACUAGAUCUCCAGAGUUGCUGCCACUCAGAGACAGUAACUCGGACCGCCCAAGUUACUCAAAAGACUCUUUAGCUGAACUAAAGCUUUCUACUCCCUCUACGCCAAGAGAUAUUUCACACCAUACAAGUGAAGAUGAGGAACCAACGCAGUCAUUAGAUGUGAUCAGCAAGUUCGGAGUGGUGACAUCGCGGCCUGCAGGCAGUGUCAUACCGACGGAAGCAGAAAUCAAAGAAAAAAAAGAUCGACGAGCACGGUUAGCACAGGAGAAAGAGUUCAUAUCUUUAAAUGCCGAAGACUCAGAUGAGGAGCGGCGAGAACUACUUCUGAGGCCAAGGGAAAAGUACGCGGAGACAAGACUAGUGCGUGAUGAUGAGGACAUAGCGGAAGGUUUCGACGAUUACGUUGAGGAUGGGAAAAUCGCACUUGGACGGAAAGCACUACGUGAAGAGAAGAUAAGAAAGAGGCGGGAGAUGGCAGAGCUCAUUGCUGAGGCUGAAGGUGCUGGAGACAACGAAGAAGAGGACGACUCAGAGGCCGAGAGAAACGAAGCAUAUGAGGCCACUCAAACUAGAGCAGGUACUUAUGGCCAGAGGCGUGUAGAAAGUGAGCAUCAAUACUCACGAACGCCUCCGAAGAUCACACCUGUGCCAGAUUUGAAUGCUGUGCUAGAUCGAAUAAAAGAUGAGCUGCGGGCAAUGCAGGACGCAAAGGCAUUCAAGCUCCAUAAGCUUGAAGAGUUAAAAGUAGAAAGAAAGGAAAUUGCCGAGAGAGAGGUUUGGAUUCAGGCUCAGCUUAAGGAAGUAGGUGAACGAUACGAGAAACUCAAAGUCGAGGCUGGUAUGACGGAUGCGGACCUGAAUGGCGGUAGUAAGGAAAUUCAGUCUGGAAGGGACUUGAUUGCUCAAAGAGGUCUAGAGAGCUAUGGUUCCACACCAAUAGCUAUGAGUGAGGUAAAUAGCGAUGAGGGUUGAACGAAAGAACAUGUACCACGUCGCAGGUUGUGAACAUAAAAUCAUGAACUUAGCAACAGAACCAGCUCAAUUUAUCAACGAAUCGCCAAGAAAUGAUAUCAACAAAAU